UGUUAUGUAAUGUCAAAAUGAGAUUCAAAGGAGAAAUGUGGUCAUCAUUCGUUGUCUUUUCAUUAUUUUGGAUUUCAAUAUGUGGACAGUACCUACCAAAGAUAACGUACCUACACGUGGUGUCGGAGAUUGACUACCGCUUCUCUAAGACAAUAGUGACCAGUAAGAUGGUCAACCAGAAGCCGUUUGCGACGGAAGCUAAAUUUGAUAUCGAUUUACCAAAUGAAGCCUUUAUAACUGCUUUCAAACUAACAGUGAAUGGAAGGGACUACCACGGGGAUGUUAAAGAAAGAGAGAUUGCACGACGACAAUUCGAGGCCGCCAAGGCUCGUGGUGAAACCGCCGGACACAUCAUCUCCAGGCCACGGAAUACAAAUAGCUUCCAAGUCCAAGUGAAUGUAGAAGCGCUGGGGGAAGUGAAGUUUGAAUUAGUGUACCGAGAGCUUCUAAAAAGAACCAAAGGCUACUACAAUCAUAUCAUCUACCUGAACCCUGGGCAGCUGGUGGAGGAUUUCCUGAUCACUGUGAUGAUCACCGAGUCCCGUACAGUCACUUAUGUCAAGAUCCCACCGCUACAGAAGGGACUGCUGGCAGAGGGACCACUAGGUGAUAACGAAUUAGCGCAGGUUGAAUUCCUUUCUAAAACGCAAGUUUUGGUGACGUAUCAGCCGACGCUACAACAGCAGGCCGCUCUGUCAGACGGGGGCGUGUCAGGCCAGUUCAUCGUCCAGUAUGACGUAGAGAGGUUCAAUGACGCUGGUGAAAUAUUGGUCAUGGACGGAUGGAUAGUGCACUAUUUUGCCCCCGAGGGGUUACCUCCCAUUCCCAUGGAUAUCAUCUUGGUCUUUGACAAGAGUGGCUCAAUGUUAGGUCGCAAAAUGAGCCAACUGCAGGCUGCUUUGAUCAAAAUUUUGGACGACACAAAAGAUAUCGACAGAAUUAUGUUGCUUUCAUUUUCCCAUACUGUCCACUCGUGGAAUAGAGGCUUGGUGGCAGCUGACCGCAACAAUAAAGAGGCAGCAAAGCAGUACAUCAGAGAACAGAUGGCAUUUGGAGGAACGAACAUCAACCUUGGCAUCACAGAAGGACUGCGUGAACUUAAAACCUAUAACCACGGCGACCGACCCGCCCUCAUGAUUUUCCUCACUGACGGCAAAGCAACAUCAGGGGUAACAGACACGGACAGAAUUCUGCAAAAUAUCAUAAAUGCUAACACUUAUAAUAUCCCCAUAUUUGCUCUUGCUUUUGGAAGAGAGGCAGAUUACACAAUUUCUAAAAAGAUCGCGGCAAAGAAUUUUGGUUUUGCGCGCAAAAUUUUCGAAGAUGCCGAUGCAACACUGCAGAUUACAGGAUUUUAUGACGAGAUAUCCAGUUUACUCCUGGAAGAUGUCAACUUUAAAUACCUGGAUGGAGCGCUCUAUGACAGUACCGUCACCGACAGGCGCUUCAACAACUACUUCAAGGGCUCGGAACUCGUCGUCGCUGGAAGAGCAGACGAUAUCAACAGGCUGCAACAAGGAAUGAAAAUCUCGGCAACGGGAUACGGUCACCGCAACAUUUCUCUAAAUUAUCCCCCAAAUCAAUGCACCAUUCUCCCUUACAAAGACCAAGGAUUGCCCCCAGGGGAAAGACAUCCUGGAAUGAUGGAGAAACUCUGGGCUUAUUUAACUAUUAAACAGUUGCUGAAGAAGAUGGAUGCCACCGACAUUUAUCAAGAAAUAAAACAGAUAGAAACUGAGAUUCUACGUAUUUCAUUGAAGUAUCAAUUUGUAACCCCAUUAACAUCUAUGGUUGUAACAUUGCCUAACCAACAAAAAGUAGAGCCAUGCUCGUGCGGGGCGAUACCAAGAGCUGGUCAAGGUUUAACAAAUGGUCCCCUACCUUUGCCAGGUGCAGGUGACCCUUUCCGUCCUGGUCAGUCCAACCCGCCCUUUGAUCAUUCCGAUAUUGACAAACACCUCGGUUCCUUGCCAAUAGGUGGAAUACCUGGGUUAGGAUUACCAAAAGGAUUAUUUGCAAAAACAGUAGGAAAAACUGUGGUAUCAGACUCACCAAACACAGGAGCUAAUGGAGGUAAUGUAGCUAGUGAUGUCAAUGCUCCAGUCGCACCCCCAGUCGCACCCCCCGUCAGCCCUUCUCUGUCAGCCACCUCAACCACCCCUCAGUUUGUGAUCACGGUGACCGGGCUGAGUGAUCCUUUGUGCUUCAAUUUGCCACUAACCUCUGGAAAAGAGUACAAGUUAUUAGAUGCUGCAAGGGGUUCCUCUGGUUAUGUAUUGGAUGCAACCAUUGGCAAAAGUUUAAUUGAAAAACUGUCGGUUAUCCGAAAGAUAAGGCGUUUUUCGGUGCCUUCAACUGUGACCAAAUCAAAUGUCGAAGAUACAGAAGUAUACUCAUACAAUGAGAUGGUCAGCGGGAUGAUUAUUAAGGUGAUCAGCAAAGCAGACGGACUGAUGAUUGUCAUUGAAGUGAAGAAUAACAGAGGAAACCCAUCUGGAAUACUUGGAAUACUGAGAGAUUUGCAAGCAACAGUUACAGCUAAAUCUGGAAACCGAUCUAGGCUAUCGAUCACCAGUGGCUCUCAGCAGAUUGCGGCCACAGCAACCGAGGCCACAUAUACCGCCAACAACAAGUGCUUGUUUAUAAAAGAGACAGAUAUUGCUAAUCUUCAAAUCGACGGCGUUACAAAGACUCCGACGAUUUAUUUUUUGCAUGUGAAUUCCGAGAUAAAGUAUCGCUUCUCAAAGACAGUGAUAACAAGUAAAGUAGUGAACCCCUCCAGCGAGGCGUCCUCCGAGGCUCUGUUUGACGUCACGCUGCCAGACGAAGCCUUUCUCUCAGCCUUCAAACUAAUAAUAAAUGGAACCGAAUACAAUGGCGAAGUCAAGGAAAAAGAGCAAGCAAAGAAGGAAUAUGACGUGGCAAAAUCGCGCGGCCAAAGCGCAGGGCACAUUGUGUCAAAGCCAAGGGACUCGAAUAAAUUUCAAAUCCAGGUGAAUGUUGCAGCCACCGAAAAAGUGACAUUUGAGUUGACUUACCGGGAACUGUUACGGCGACGGAUCGGAAACUACGAGCAGAUAAUCUUCAUCAAUCCUCGACAAAUAGUGAACGAUUUCAGGGUAGAUGUCUCCAUCGAGGAAUAUAGAAAUAUCACAACUGUCAAUGUACCGCCAUUACGUAACGAUAUUCUGACAGAAAACAGGGAAGGAGAAAACAGAGACGCCGAUAUUGUUCGCCUCUCAGAGACCGAAGUGAGCGUUUCCUACUCUCUCACAGCCUCUCAACAGCGGGCUCUAUCUGAACAAGGCGUUUCCGGCCAGUUCGUCGUACAGUACGACAUCGAGAGAGAGAAAGAUUCCGGGGAAGUUUUGGUGAUGGACGGUUAUUUUGUCCAUUUUCUGGCACCAGAAGGUUUGGAUCCGAUGCCAAUGGACAUAGUCUUUGUUUUAGACCGAAGUGGAUCUAUGAGUGGAAACAAGAUGAAACAGCUCCACGAAUCCAUGCUAAAGAUAUUAGAUGAAAUCAGCGAACAAGAUCGGUUCAUGUUAAUUUCUUUUGAUAACCAACUGAAUUUCUGGCGUAACGAACUUGUUCAAGCAACAAGUAGUGCCAUUGCAGACGCCAGGCGAUUCAUUACCAGUAUUUCUGCCCGCGGAAGUACUGAUAUCAAUUCAGCAAUGACGGAGGGGUUGAAAGUAUUGGCCAGUGAGAGAAACAAUUCACGGGCACCUAUUUUAGUUUUCCUCACGGACGGACAACCCACUUCAGGGGUCACAAACACUGUCAAAAUUCUAGAGAACAUUAAACUAUUCAACGAAGUUCAGAUUCCUAUUUUCAGUCUGGCCUUUGGAAAAGGGGCCGAUUACGACUUCACUAAAAAAGUCGCAGCUCAAAACAAUGGACUUGGCAAAAGGAUCUACGAGGAUUCCGACGCGGCGCUACAAAUAGCUGGGUUCUACCAGGAAAUCUCCACGGUCCUCAUGAGGAAUAUAUCUUUUAAAUACGUCGACGGUUCUCUUAAUAAGACGACCCUUACUCGGAAUAAUUUCAAUACGUACUUCAAAGGAUCAGAGCUUAUUGUUGCUGGACAAAUACAAGACAUAGAAAGAUUACAAGAUGGAGUACAAGUAUUUGCAAAAGGAUAUGAAAACGUUGAUAUUGGACUUAAGAGACCAUGGAUUUGCGUUUUACCGCCUCCCAUUACACUUCCACCAGUUCCAGCAAUUCAUUCAGAGCCAUCCAAAUCAGUGAAGCCAACGAUGAUGGAAAACUUGUGGGCAUACCUUACAAUCAAACAACUAUUGCGUAAAAAGGAUGGCAUUGAUGACAAGGAAGAAAUAGAAAACAUUAACAAGAAAAUAUUGGCGAUGUCUCUAAAGUACCAAUUUGUUACCCCGUUGACGUCAAUGGUUGUGACCCUCCCCGACAAUUCAAAAGCUGGUCUAAGCAGUGAUACGGUAGAAAAGCCAAUAGCAGCAGAUUCCAUGGGUGUGUUCUUUGCGAAUAAACAGAAGAUGAAUAUAAAUUCGAAUACCUUCGCUUACCAAGGAAUGCAUGCAUAUGGUAUGCCCCAAUUAUUUCAUAGUGGUCAUGCCAGUAUUCCAUUCAUGAAACGCAUUGGGGUGUCUUUAUUGCCGAAAAAGAAAUCUAGAGGCAAAGUUAGAAGAAAAUCUCGAAGAAAGAGCUCUAAAAAACCCAAAUCUCCAAACAUUCAAGGGACUCGGCAGCACCUCCCUGCAUUUUUUGUUAAUGUAUCCUCAGUAAACAUGUGUUUCGACUUACCAUUGAUAGAGUCGAAGAGGUAUAGCAUUAUAAACAUGGUGCAGCAAAAAAAUGGUUGCUCUGUGUCCGCGGAACCAUUAGGCCUACAGACCUGGACGCCAAAGAUUACCAUUCCUAGCCUUAGAGUAAACAAAUUUAGAGGGAGUAAACUGCAGGAAACAGUCGUCAUCAGUUCAAAUCAAACCGUUCCACAGGUCGACUGCCUCGCGGACGGAAUCCGCCUCGGCAUCUUAUCCGAUCAAGGUGUCCGUGUGACGGCUGAUAUAUCCGGUCGUCAGAGGAAACAGUAUACUGGAAUUCUGAGUCGCUUUGUCAACAUGAAGUGCAAGGUUGUCAGAAGAACACCAAGAAAUGGAAAACAAGUUGUAAAAAUCAAGUGCCGACAGCGAAAUAAGCCAACCUUAAAGCUGAAGGCCAUUGAAAGAACGGCUUCAUCUGGAGAAUCCUGCUUAUUUCUGAACAAAAAAAUGACGAAUCUUCUGAACUUAAUCCCAUCAAAUUACGAAAUCAUUCCGUGACGUCACAAGAAAGUCAUCUACAUUGACCUUUAAGGGGGCAGUGAAGAAUUCCGAUUUCAAAUGUACAUAUAUUUCGUUUGAACAAAUUAAACAUUUUGUAAAUAGCAUCAAUGUUAAUAUUUUACAGUCAUAUAAUUGAUGAUAUGAUUUUUUUAAUUUACUUUUUCUUCUCAAUUUGUUGAAUGAUUAGCGAAUAACAUAUGUUUUAAGAGAGAUGGAUCUUACAAAAAAUUGUUCCUUUAUAAUUUCACGGUCAUUGAGCAGUUCAAGCUAUAUUUUGGACUUUUAAUACAUUUCUAUUUUAAAGAUGUGACAAAAAUGGGGAAACAUGAAAUCAUUAAGAAAGUAAUUGUUUCCUACAUAACGGGGGAUCACUAAUACAUCAACUUUGAUGUAUUAGUCUUUCAAAUAUAAGUCUUUCAAACAGAUUAAAAAGAAAGGCAGCGAAAUAUAUUUUUUCUUUUCAUAAGAUUACAUGAAUAAGAACAUAUGUAAGAUUUUUUUUUAACUGGAAGGAUUUCAAAUCAUUAAUAUUUAUGAGAUACAAUGUCACAUAUUUUUUUUCCAUUUAAAAAAAAAUUGUUCUCACAGUAAACAUUUACAAUAUUUUGUCAUGUUUAUUCUUUAUGCUAUAAUAGAAUUUCAAAAACUGUGACACUCUUGCAUAUAACUAAAUGUUUAAAAUACGCUAUAAAUAAAACCAAAAGAUUUCCUGAAUAAAAAAAAAGAUUAGCCUGUG
Molecule: messenger RNA, 6039 nt
Organism: Magallana angulata
Lineage: Eukaryota; Metazoa; Mollusca; Bivalvia; Ostreida; Ostreidae
Exons: 27
Coding region: 18-5300 (1760 amino acids)
Source: RefSeq, a predicted model, not a curated record